Ornithodoros turicata is the source of this 1187-nucleotide messenger RNA. RefSeq names its product carbonic anhydrase-related protein 10-like. NCBI's taxonomy places the organism in Eukaryota, Metazoa, Arthropoda, Arachnida, Ixodida, Argasidae. Bases 136 to 861 code for a protein of 241 amino acids. The record is from RefSeq and is a predicted model, not a curated record. The transcript has 8 exons. Gene Ontology annotation, molecular function: zinc ion binding; carbonate dehydratase activity.
UCCCGUUGCAACAUUUAUGUGCACGUGCAUUUAUCCCAGUCCAUCACGCGAAGCUCGUUCCUAAUGCUCCAGUAGAUGGAUGCAUUCAGAGCCACUUACGUAAGGGUGUAGGUAGAGCCUUUCAAGAAGUUUCCGAUGAUCAGCGGCUUAAUUUCCAACACGGGCCACGGCGUCAUCUUCAGAGUGUCGGAGACCCUGGCGCCGGGUCUGGCAGUCAACAUCUCCGGGGGACCCCUCUCGUACCAGUACCGGUUCCACGAACUGCACAUCCACUAUGGACGGGCCGACGACCGAGGCUCCGAACACACGAUUGCUGGAAAGCCCUUCCCGGCUGAGGUACAAAUAUUCGGCUACAACUCCGACCUGUACGCAAACAUGUCCGAAGCUAUCGAGCUUAGAAGAAGCGAAGGGCUCGUCGGCAUCUCCAUCCUCCUGCAGUUGGGAGAUCUUUCACACUCGGAGCUGCGUGUCCUGACUGGUCAACUACACAGGAUAACGUAUAGAGGUCAAGAAGCCAUAUUGAACCACCUGUCAAUCAAAGAGCUCCUACCAGACACUGAGUACUUCAUGACGUACGAGGGCUCGCUCACAAUGCCCGGAUGUCACGAAACGGUCACGUGGAUCGUUAUCAACAAGCCAAUCUACAUCACCAAACAGCAGUUGUACUUGCUGCGAAAAAUGAUGCAAGGCGACGAACUGAACCCUAAGGCUCCGUUGUCUGACAACUUCCGGCCUACACUGCCUGUUAAUCAGCGGCUCAUGAGAACCAACAUUGACUUCAGAUGGAAGCAGGGUUCCAACUGUCCUUCGAUGUACAAAAACAUGUAUUACCAAGCCAACACCAAGUUUGUAGGACCGUGACCACCGUAGCCAUUCACCUGAACCUCUACAAACCGUCAUGUGUGCCUGAUUCCUUGUGCUUCAUUGGUGCAAAAACGUCACGUGAUGACUCCCAGUGCGCGGUUGUGUGUCCAUCCCCGCGUGAAAAGAUAGUGUGACCAAUGACGUCAGCCACACGCUCACGCGUGCAGCGCGGCAAAAGACUAAGCGCUGUCACGGUGACGACGGAAGUGACAUUGUGCAAGUGGCGAUGUGCAAGUUGAUUACUAUGAAGGGCGUAGAGAUGCAGUAAAAUGUUGUUGGCGAUGUCUAAUUUGUACGAGAUUAAACAAUGUUGUGUUAUGCUA